AACUCCCAAAAUUUGGGACGCAACUUCUUCCGUUCCCUUACUUUUUCAGAAUUGUUUGGACGUUAGGAUGAAUUUCUUCAGAAGGGUUGAUUAUAUACUGGAUUGGGAAGCUAGGAAGGUGAUGGAGUCACUGUGUCUGGAGCCACUUGUUAAGGAAAGACUGGAUGUGGCACUUAGCGGUGGCUGGUGACGUGGUGCUGGCAAGUCACAGGUUGGACUCGAAGAUCUCAGAGGUCUUCUCCCACCUCAUUGAUUCUGUGAAUUUUGAUUCUGCCUCUGAGGUCUCUUUCCCUCUGGCUUUAUGGAAAGGAUUAUAUUGGCUGGUGAUAAAGGAUUAUUCCCUUGUCUCAUACCUGGUGAUGUCAGUGUAGCUUUAUUUGUUGUGUACUUCUGUGGUGCUCCAGUUUGUACCACGAAUUUCUGAAGUAUGUACAGUGAAAAAAUUAAGGCUCCUUCCUGUGUAGUGCAGCUGUCACAACCCUCAGAAGCAGGGGCAAUAAAUUGUCCAACAGUAUUAGCUAUACUUAAAGAAAACACGGAAAUUUUAUCUUUAUUUUGUGUCAGACAGGAGUGCAGCUUGCACACACUUCCCAGUUUUAUAUUUUCUGGAAGGUUUUUAUGGGAGGCAGGCAUCCCAGCAAGAAAGGCUGUGAUUAAGUUGGCUGAAGGCUAUCAGGUGCAUGAGGGUAGGUUUGCCAUUACACUAGAUCUGCUCAGAAUUUUGCAAAAGCUAGAUUUUCUUAAGGUGAAAUAUCCUGAGCAAAUCCUAGUCACAGAUCACUUUCAAACACUUCUUAAAAGUGUUAAAAAACUAUGUCAGAUAGGUUUAAAACAAUUAAGGAUCAGAUCACAAGUUAGAUGAUGAAUUUGUUACAAAAGGCUGGAAUGUUACAGUUUCUAUUUUCAGGGUUUCUAGGACUUUUCUAGAUGCUGCUUCAGGAUCAAGUACCAUUAUAACAUGGAAAUAAACAACAUGAUAAUUGAAUAUGUCUUAAAAAAAAAGCACAGUGAAACAGGCUCUGGUUUCCAUCACCUGAGGUUUCUCAUUCAUGGGAGGAAAUGAAACCAGGCACAUGUGCUAAUUCCUAGUUGUGAAACAGUGGAUGCUGACACGUGCAUGAGAAAUUGGACAGCUCUUGGGAAGGUGGAGUAACAGAGGAAUAGCCACCCUGCUGACCCUUACCUGUCUGUGGCCACCUUUCUCCAUCCUCCUCUUUUCCAUGAAUUCUCCCAGUCCUCAUUUGCAGUGAGGGCUGUGGAGGGGAAAUCAAUAACGAUGGGGCAGAAGUAAAUUCUAACUAAGGGAAACAAGAAUGGUGCAAGCAUGGAGUGAUGCUUCUGUGAUGUACUGUCCCUGUUGGUGUUCAUGUGGGGGUCAGAAUCAUGCUGAGCAAAGGGUUGUGAUUUGAUUUUAAUACCCCUGGUAGUUUUCUGUGAACUUUUCCAGUUGCCUCUUAAAUUCACAUAACAUGUGAAUUUAAUGGACAGCAGCCUGUGACAAAGGGUUCCACUGGCUGGUGAGAUGUUUUCAACCUUUGUCCUUUGUCAUCUUCAGGUGGUUGAGGGAUAUAGAAUUUUUGGAGGAAAACAUAUGAAUUUAGUAGCAAUUUGGUGAAUUACUUAAAGCAGCUUUGAAUAGAUGCUUAAAAAAGAUAUGUAGAGGUAGCUCUAAAAGCACUGCCAUAUCUUUCUUCAACCUCUAAAUGUAUAAGUGCAUAUCAAAUUUACCACUUGACUCCUUGUGUAAAGGUGUAUUGUUUUGAGAACUGGGUAAAGUAGAUUUAGUAAACUUUUUUUUUGUUAAUACAUUUUCAGGUAAUGCUGACUGUUCUGUUACAGUAUGUGUAUUAUACAUCUCUUGACAUAUGUAUGGUCUUCCAAAGUAAUUUUCUUUUAUUAGCUCUGGUUUUUAGAUAGCUUUCUGAUUCUGCUGUUAGGAGGCUGAGAAAAAAGUUCAUAUUUUCACUGGGUGGAUUUUUAAGAUGAAGGUAACAAAACCUAACUGGUGCCAAGAUCUUCAGCUCAACACAAUUUCUACCUUGCAUGAUUUCGUAGUUUGUUGAGAGAAUUGGCUUGUUUCACUAGAACCUUGUCUUCUGUUACAGAGUGUAUUUCUCUAAAUACAAGUAGGGCUCUUGAAGAAAGUUUUGUUCAAGAUUUCUGCAAAUAUUUAUUUACAUACAGAAUAGACAUAAAAGUUGAAAGAAUACCUCUAAAGAUGUCUUCAUCAUUUGCUUUGUCUGUUGUCUAUGCAUACAUGCUGUUAGUGGUAUUUAUGUUCUUCGUCCUCAGUUGUAGGAGCAAAGAACUGUGAUGAGAUUGGACACUGAAAAUCUUAAUGCUUUGGAAAUAGAGCUGUGGUUGUGCUGUGCUUCGUUCCUGAAGUGUUCUGAGCAGAGGAGAUUAUGGAUUAAUCAAGCAUAGCAAAUGAGGGGAAUGAUGGAGUUCAAAGUCAAAGGUUGCGUAAAGCUGAGUUACUCCUGUACUGUGCAGACAGAUAACAUGUUUUCCCAUUUUAAACACCUCAAGUGAUGUGACUUCCUGAACUUCACUUAAAGAACACAGAAACAUUUAAAUAUCUCUGUUAUCCUAGUUUUCCUUUGAGUAUCUUUUGAGUAACCUCCCUUGGCUAUGUUCAGGCCUUUCCAAUAUGGCCUCACAAAAAGAGCUGAAGUGUGUUUAUACUCGGUAAAUAUGUUUAUUAACUUUUUCUGUUUGUUCUUAUCAGAUAGCUCAACAUGAACUUUAACCAUCGAGAUCAUUUAAAAAGUGAACAGAAUAAUAUCUUUUCUUCAGAGAGCUGGCUGCGUGACUCUGGGUUUCUCCUGCAGUGCAGUCCUAUUCACUGCCUUUUCCUGAAACAGGACAUGGAGCUAUGUUCCUUUCUUCAUGUUAGGUGCUAAGGAAGUUACUUGUUUCAUCAGGGGAAAUGCAGAUCCAUGAAAUUACAUUUUGUGCAAGUUGUUGUUAACUCAGUUGGCAAUGUCUAUGAUUUUAUCUGCUUCUGUGGUCCGUGUGAGGGAUGGACUCCCACUUUCUGCAUCUACUGAUUAUGACCAGAGCACGGGAAUGCAAGAAUGUAGAAAAUAUUUUAAAAUGCUCUCAAAAAAACUUUCUCAGCUUCCUGAUAGAUGUACUCUGAAAACUGGACAGUAUAAUAUAAACUUUAUAAGUUCUCUGGGAGUAAGCUAUAUGAUGCUGUGCACUGAAAAUUAUCCCAGUGUCCUGGCUUUCUGUUUCCUGGAUGAGCUUCAGAAGGAGUUCAUCACUACCUACAAUAUGAUGAAGACGAAUACUGCUAUCAGACCAUACUGUUUUAUAGAGUUUGAUAAUUUCAUUCAGAGGACCAAACAGAGAUACAACAAUACACGUUCUUUGUCAACAAAGAUGAAUCUUGCUGAUAUGCAGACAGAAAUCAAACUGAGACCACCAUAUCAAAUUUCUGUGUCAGAACUUGGUUCAGCCAAUGGCUUUUCUCAUAUACCUGUGGGGGAGUAUAAGGGUACUGGUAAGAUAUCUGCAGCUCCUCAUCAGCGUCUGGAACCUGUGACUCUGCCAGGGAUUGUCUCAUUUGUGCUUAGUCUGUUAUGUGGAGCUUUGAAUUUAAUCCGUGGCUUCCAUGCCAUAGAAAGCCUUCUCCAGAAUGAAGGUGAAGAUUUCAGCUAUGUUAUUGCAUUUUUUCUUGGAACAGCAGCCUGUUUGUACCAGUGUUACCUGUUUGUGUACUACACAGGCUGGAGGAAUGCCAAAUCCUUCCUGACCUUUGGGUUGAUCUGCCUGUGUAACAUGUACCUGUAUGAACUGCGCAACCUGUGGCAGCUCUUCUUCCAUGUGACUGUGGGAGCUUUUUCCACCUUACAGAUCCGACUGCGACAACCCCAGGGAAAGUCUCCUGAUUACAAUGUCUGACAAGUCCUGGAACAUUGAGACCAAGUCUUGUUCCAGUAGUUACUCUCAGGAAUGUAAAGCUGUUCUCCAAAAGAAGAAGCUGUCUGAAUGGGGCUUUUUUUUUUUUUUCUUUUCUUUCUAAUAUAUCAAUGUAAGAUGCCUAUGGACAUUUUACACUUGGUGGUUGAACCUUUUUUUAAUUAUUUUUUUAUUUUCUUGAAAAGGACACAAAAGAAUAUGGGACUAGAGGAGGAAAGUGAAACAUAUCCAUGCAGUGAAAUGUAUAUGUAGAAUAUGACUGGUGGCAUAAAAAAAGCUUCAUUCAUACAUUCCUGGAGAUAAUCUGAUGUGGAACUAUCUGAUGGUAUUGCAUGAUCACAUUAUCUGAUGGUAAUGUGGAAAUACAUUUGUACAUUAAUGGAGGAAUGUGUAGAGUAUGUUCUGCAUAUCGUGCAAGCUUUUCACUUCCAAGGUCAGUUUUGCCUUUGUGAGGCAGUAGGGAAUAGGCUAAAUAAUAAUAAUGCUAUUGCAUAUUAGCAAACUAGAUGUGGAAUAUGUAAGAUACUAAAUUUUGGAAUGUUUUAUUUUGCAUUGAAAUAUAUGUGAAUGUUUUCUUAAUUAAAAUGUAACCUGGAAACUCAGUUUCUGGGGAUUGGCUUCACCCAUGGCACUCUUUCUUGUGCUGUAAGUUCUUUCAUGUAUUUUCAUUUAUGAUUUUCUUUUAAUUAUUCUUUGACAUUGAUUUAUGUAGAUAGGGAUAAUUUUUUGUAAUUAUCCAAAAAGUUCUGCCACUGAAUCCAGGAUUCUUGCACACUUCAUGUGUUUGGACUCUGGAAGGGUUGAAAGAGAACGGAUUGGUGAGUAAAUGGAGUGACUUGUACUUGUUGGAUUAUUGUUCUUUUUAUAUGUUCUUCCUUUCAGAAAUGGAUGAAUAAUUAGCUCAAACCUGAGACAGACAACUGGUGACAGGAAAAUAAUAAAUCAGUCUGAUUAGCUUAAACAAGAAA
This is a messenger RNA of Pseudopodoces humilis (Tibetan ground-tit), 4895 nucleotides long. It is a transcript of the gene SEC22A, whose product is annotated as SEC22 homolog A, vesicle trafficking protein. NCBI's taxonomy places the organism in Eukaryota, Metazoa, Chordata, Aves, Passeriformes, Paridae. The record is from RefSeq and is a predicted model, not a curated record. Gene Ontology annotation, biological process: endoplasmic reticulum to Golgi vesicle-mediated transport.